AUGCGGCCGCAGUUGUUCCGUGCGGCCGCCCGGUCUGUCCGGGUUCCAAAGGUUAAUUAUCCUAGGACCUUCGCGACAACAGCUCCUCGGUCAGCUGAGGUGGAACUCACAAUUGACGGAAAGAAAGUCUCAGUAGAAGCGGGUUCGGCUCUUAUCCAGGCCUGUGAGAAAGCAGGAGUGACAAUUCCAAGAUACUGUUAUCAUGAAAAACUGUUAAUUGCAGGCAACUGCCGCAUGUGUCUUGUGGAAGUUGAGCGUGCUCCUAAACCUGUGGCAUCAUGUGCUUGGCCUGUACAGCCUGGAAUGAAUGUCAAGACUGAUUCACCACUUGUGCACAAGGCAAGAGAGGGUGUAAUGGAGUUUCUUCUUGGUAACCAUCCUCUUGACUGUCCCAUCUGUGACCAGGGGGGAGAAUGUGAUCUCCAGGACCAAUCAAUGCGCUAUGGUGCUGACCGGGGGCGUUUCCAUGAGAUUGGGGGCAAGCGAGCUGUUGAAGACAAAAAUAUUGGACCUUUGAUAAAAACAUCUAUGAACCGGUGUAUCCACUGCACCCGUUGUGUUCGGUUUAUGAAUGAUGUUGCAGGUGCUCCAGAGCUCGGAACAACGGGCAGAGGGAAUGAUAUGCAAAUCGGAACUUAUUUGGAACAAAAUCUCAACUCUGAACUUUCCGGAAACGUCAUUGAUCUCUGUCCUGUUGGUGCUCUUACCUCAAAGCCAUAUGCUUUCCGUGCUCGCCCCUGGGAACUGAAGCACACAGAAUCUAUUGAUGUUCAUGACGCUUUGGGCUCUAACAUCAGGAUAGACACCAGGGGCAUGGAAGUCAUGCGUAUACUUCCAAGGCUAAAUGAUGACAUAAAUGAGGAGUGGAUCAAUGAUAAGUCUCGAUUCGCGUGCGAUGGCUUAAAGACUCAAAGGCUCACCACACCACUUGCUCGAAAGGAUGGAAAAUUUGUUCCACUGACUUGGGAACAAGCACUGAGCGAAAUAUCGUCCACUCACCAAAAACUGCAGCCAAAGGAGAAUGAAUUCAAAGCCAUUGCUGGGCACCUUGUCGAUGCCGAGUCUCUUGUGGCCAUGAAAGACUUGGCUAAUAAACUUGGAUCCGAUAAUUUAGCUCUCGAUCAGGCUGGAGGCAAUUUACCCAUUGCUCAUGGUAUUGACAUUCGUUCCAACUACCUGUUCAACUCUAAAAUAUACGGAAUUGAGGAAGCAGAUGCUAUCCUUCUGGUUGCUACAAACCCUCGCCAGGAGGCUGCUGUCCUCAACGCGCGUAUCCGCAAACAAUAUCUUCGUUCUGAACUCGAGAUCGGCCUGGUUGGAGAAGAGUUUGAAAGCACAUUCGAAUAUGACCAUCUUGGCUCUGAUAUACAUGCCCUGAAAGCUGCUCUCUCAGGGAAAUUUGGCGAUAAACUUGCUUCCGCUAAGCGGCCCAUGAUCAUUGUCGGCAGUGCUGCGACUGAGCACCAAGAUGCGAGAUCAAUAUUUGAAACAGUUGGCGGCUUUGUAGAGAAACAUUCGAAGAAUUUCAAUACUCCAGAGUGGCAGGGCUACAACGUUCUUCAACGUGCUGCAUCACGUGCUGCGGCUUACGAAGUUGGCUUUACUACACCAUCUCCAGAAGUCGCCCAAGCGAAGCCUAAGAUUGUCUGGCUUCUUGGAGCUGACGAAUUUAGCGCAAAUGACAUCCCUAGUGAUGCAUUUGUCAUCUAUCAAGGACACCAUGGCGAUCGUGGUGCUCAGCUGGCUGAUAUUGUCCUCCCUGGCGCUGCCUACACUGAGAAAUCUGGCACUUAUAUAAAUACUGAGGGUCGCGUGCAAAUCACUCGUGCAGCCACUUCUUUACCUGGCACUGCGCGUGAUGACUGGAAAAUUAUACGCGCCGUCAGUGAGUUUCUUGAUGCGCCUCUACCUUACGAUGAUAUCGAGGCUCUUCGUGACCGCAUGGAAGAGAUCAGUCCCGUCCUGCGCCGAUAUGACGUUGUGGAGCCAACUUCCUUAAGCUCAUUGGGCAAAGUUCAAUUAGUAGAUCAGAAUAAGGGCAUUCAGCCUACUGAAACCCCUUUCACGAAUGCCAUUGAAGACUUUUACUUUACUGACUCGAUCUCCCGAAGUUCACCAACCAUGGCUCGCUGCUCAGCAGCUAAGGCCGCGGGAAAUCCAGAAACAAAUUUCAUGGCCGCCGGUGAAAUGUCCCCACAGGCUUUGUACGGCUGA
This is a messenger RNA of Aspergillus tanneri, 2214 nucleotides long. It is a transcript of the gene NUO78, whose product is annotated as putative NADH-ubiquinone oxidoreductase, subunit G. Gene Ontology annotation, biological process: ATP synthesis coupled electron transport. Gene Ontology annotation, cellular component: membrane. The transcript has 7 exons. Bases 1 to 2214 code for a protein of 737 amino acids. The record is from RefSeq and is a predicted model, not a curated record. Gene Ontology annotation, molecular function: iron-sulfur cluster binding; NADH dehydrogenase (ubiquinone) activity. NCBI's taxonomy places the organism in Eukaryota, Fungi, Ascomycota, Eurotiomycetes, Eurotiales, Aspergillaceae.